AUGGCAGCCCUCACUCUCCCAGAACCAUUCGCCAGCAUCCCCCGUGAAUCCUUCCUCUUCGGGCCCUCUCCCAUCCAACAACUCCCUCGCAUAUCCGCUGCCCUCGGCGGCAAAGUCAACGUCUACGCCAAACGCGAAGACUGCAACUCUGGCCUCGCCUACGGAGGCAACAAAGUCCGCAAGCUAGAGUAUCUCGCCGCUGAGGCUCUCUCCCAAGGAAGUGACACCCUCGUCUCCAUCGGCGGCGUCCAAUCCAACCACACCCGCGCCGUCACGGCCGUCGCCGCGAAACUCGGCCUCGCCGCCGCCACCGUCCAAGAGCACUGGGUAGACUGGCACGACCCAGGCUACGAGAAAGUCGGCAACAUCCAGCUCUCACGCCUCAUGGGCGGCGACGUAAGACUCGACCCGUCGCUGUUUGGCAUCGAGCACAAGCCCACGCUGGCGAACCUCAAGGCGGAGCUGGAGAGCGCCGGUAAGAAGCCGUAUUAUAUUCCUGCGGGAGCGUCGGAUCAUCCGCUGGGGGGGCUGGGGUUUGCGAGGUGGGCGUUGGAGGUGGAAGCGCAGGAGAAGGAGAUGGGGGUGUUUUUCGAUACGAUUGUUGUUUGUGCCGUGACGGGGUCGACUAUGGCGGGCAUUGUGGCGGGCUUUAAGCUUGCGCAGGUGAAGCUGGGUUCGCCGAAGCGUAAGGUUAUUGGGAUUGAUGCUUCGGGGAAACCGAAGGAGACGUUUGACCAGGUGUUGCGCAUUGCUAAAUUCACUGCUGCCAAGAUUGGUCUCUCGGAAGACGAUGUGACUGAAGCGGAUAUCGUGUUGGACGACAGGUUCAAUGCCAAGAUCUAUGGUAUUCCGGAUGAGACGACGAUUGAGGCCAUCAAGUUUGGAGCGAGCACUGAGGCCUUCAUUACGGAUCCGGUCUAUGAGGGGAAGAGUUUGGCGGGCAUGAUGGCGCUCAUCAAGAAUGGUGAGAUUGCCAGCGGGAAUGUUUUGUACGCUCAUCUUGGAGGACAGAUGGCUUUGAACGCAUAUUCGUCUAUUUAA
Molecule: messenger RNA, 1041 nt
Organism: Trichoderma harzianum CBS 226.95
Lineage: Eukaryota; Fungi; Ascomycota; Sordariomycetes; Hypocreales; Hypocreaceae
Exons: 2
Coding region: 1-1041 (346 amino acids)
Biological process (GO): amine catabolic process
Molecular function (GO): 1-aminocyclopropane-1-carboxylate deaminase activity; pyridoxal phosphate binding; D-cysteine desulfhydrase activity
Source: RefSeq, a predicted model, not a curated record